CCUGGAACAAACCAAGUGCUGCAGAUAAGGUCCAAUCUUCUGGUUGGAAUCAGCAUGGGGAUGUAAAAGGAGCUAAUGAAGAUGGAGGACCAUCUGAUCCAUGGGGAAAAGCAGCAAGUAACAAAAGCGUAACUUUGGAUUCUGGUUGGAAGUCGUCAAAAGGAACUAUGGAAACUGGAGGCUCUGAUGUCCAAGCAGGUGGGUGGAACCAAGGAACUGGUACUUCUUUGGGCAGUGCAGGCACGUCUGGGACAUGGAACAAAUCAAAUGCUGCAGAUAGGGUUCAAUCUUCUGGUUGGAAUCAGCCUAAGGAUGUAGGAGCUAGUGAAGAUGGAGCACAAUCUGAUCCAUGGGGCAAAGCAGCCGGGAGCUCCUGGGGAAAGGGCAGUGGUGGAGGGACCAAAGGAGGCUGGUAAAAAUUCUUGAAAGGUAAAUAUAUCAUCUUAGGUUUCUCAUAAAGGGGCUGUAAAUACUGCUUUAUCUGUCUCUGGGGUGUUAUUUUGCAGAAAUGUUUUUCUUAUAACCAGCAUUAUGGUAACUAGUUGCAGACUUUAUCCAACUUUUUAGCGCCUCAGGUGCUGUUUAGGACCAUGUUCUGCUUGGUUUGUUUUGUUGAUGGAAUCUGUUAACUAUAAAACAAUUUGACAUGCCUGAGCAGUGUGCAUAUUACCGUUUCAA
This is a messenger RNA of Diospyros lotus (date-plum), 678 nucleotides long. RefSeq lists its product as uncharacterized. The coding region runs from base 168 to 416 and encodes 82 amino acids. The transcript has a single exon. The record is from RefSeq and is a predicted model, not a curated record. NCBI's taxonomy places the organism in Eukaryota, Viridiplantae, Streptophyta, Magnoliopsida, Ericales, Ebenaceae.